This is a messenger RNA of Phragmites australis (common reed), 987 nucleotides long. RefSeq lists its product as uncharacterized. The record is from RefSeq and is a predicted model, not a curated record. Gene Ontology annotation, biological process: peptide biosynthetic process; translational elongation. Bases 100 to 807 code for a protein of 235 amino acids. Gene Ontology annotation, cellular component: cytoplasm. The transcript is spliced from 7 exons. Lineage: Eukaryota; Viridiplantae; Streptophyta; Magnoliopsida; Poales; Poaceae. Gene Ontology annotation, molecular function: translation elongation factor activity.
GGCUCCCUGCAUACUCCAACGACUGGUGUGUGGGCCCAUCUCCCAUCCCCUCCUUAUCGCCAGUAGCACCGGCGGUUCUAGGGAGGGAGGAAGCAAUCAAUGGCCGCUCUCCGCCACCUUCCGGCCGGCCCCACCUUCCACGGCGUCGCUGCUCCCGCCUCCUCCCUCCAGCUCCUUCGCCCGUCCUCCUGUCCCGCCGGUGCACGCCUCCUCCGCCUUGCGCCACUCCGCUCCCGCUUCACCCGGGUUUAUGCCUUCUCCAGUAAUGACAUCAGGGUCGGCAGCAACGUCGAGGUGGACGGCGCGCCCUGGAAGGUUAUAGAGUUUCUCCACGUCAAGCCUGGAAAAGGUGCUGCUUUUGUGAGGACAAAAAUGCGCAAUUACAUCACCGGCAACACAGUUGAGAAAACCUUUCGAGCAGGAAGUACGAUACAGGAAGCAUCCCUUUCAAAGGAAACCAAGCAAUUUACAUACAAGGAUGGCUCUCAAUUUGUGUUCAUGGAUUUGACAACCUUUGAGGAAAGUCGAUUGAACGAAUCAGAUGUUGGUGACAAGCAAAAAUGGUUGAAAGAGGGAAUGGACUGCAUUUUGCUGUACUGGAAUGGACGGAUCAUUGAUUUUGAGCUCCCCAUCACCGUUAGGCUGACAGUGACUGAUACUGACCCAGGGCAAGGUGACAGUGCACAAGGAGGAACAAAACCGGCAACCCUGGAAACUGGAGCUGUUGUCAACGUGCCCUCUUUUGUGAACGUAGGUGAUGAUAUCCUUGUUGAUUCAAGAAAUGGCCAGUAUAUGAACCGAGCAUAGAGGAUUGAAGAAGAUCCUAGACAUGAAGAGAGCAACAGUUUUUUGUUCCUCCAUUUUGGCCCAUGCACCUGUACGAAUAAUCUGCAUCUUGUGUGCCCCCAGGAAAUUUACAUUUUUCGUUGCAUAUGUAUCCUUCCUUGACACCAGGCAUAAAAGGAAAACUCUGCUGGAAUUCUUCAA